GUAAAGCAAAUGUUAUGAGUUUAUAACUGCAUUUGGAGAGCGUCAUCUUAUUUUGAAUUGCAGAGCUUACUUUUAUUUUGCUUUAUGCAAUCAGGGGGGUGAGGGUUGAGCGUGAAUGAGGUGAAAUGUCGCCCUCUAGUGUUCAGUACGCGCUCAGAAAACUUGAGUUUAAAUAUGAGUCACACAACAACGGCUCUCAGUAGGAUGUCGGGACGGCUUGCGGUGUAUUUUUAGGCCUGACCUGAACUCUCAGCUCACCUGCUGUCCCUCGAAGAUCUCAUAAAUAAGGGGUGUCUCGCAGAUCAGAGUUUGGGCCAAACAGGGAUGGGCUCUGUGAGGACGGAUAACAGACUGACGACUUCGCAGAGCUUUCUGUGCGGCGGCUUUGCGGGCUUUUUCAGCAAAACUGUCACCUCGCCUCUGGAGGUGGUGAAAAUCAAGAGCCAGGUGGGAACUUUUCACUGCAGGAACGGAUUCUGGGAAAGUUUCCAGGUCAUCUGCCAGCAUGAGGGACUUCGAGGAUUCUGGAAAGGAAAUCUAGUUUCGUGUCUCCGUUUGUUUCCGUACACUGCUGUUCAUCUAGCAACUUACAAAAAGAUAGUCCACCUUCAUAUGGAUGAGUUUGGCUUCAUCUCGCAGUGGAGGGCCAUAUUUGCUGGUGGACUGGCUGGUGUUGCUGCAGGUCUGGUCACAUACCCUCUGGAGGUAGCAGAGACCAGACUGGUCAUCCAGAAUUGCACACAGCCCACGUACAUUGGUGUUUUUCACACUCUGUCAAAGAUCUACCGCAAUGAAGGCCUGCUUGCGCUCUACAGAGGCUUUUCUCUGACAGUCUUGGGCGCGUUUCCCUUCUCUGUAGGAUGCUUUGCGGUUUAUGUGAAUGUGGACAGGCUGUGGCAGGAGCCGCCUCCUCGCUUCACUCCUUUGCAGAAUUUCAUUAACGGCUGCAUUGCAGCAGGAGUUGCUCAAACCCUCUCCUAUCCGUUUGAGACUGUGAAGAGGAAAAUGCAGGCGCAAAGUGCUCGCCUUCCUCACUUCGGAGGAGUGGACGUUCAUUUCACCGGAAUGGUGGACUGUUUCCUGCAGGUCGUCAGAAACAAGGGUGUUCUGUCACUGUGGAACGGCCUCACUGCCAGCACAAUCAAGAUCGUUCCAUACUUUGGGCUUCUUUUCACCUGCUUUGAGAUGUGUAAGCAGGUUUGCCUUUACCGCAAUGGAUAUAUCAUUUCACCUCUGAGCUACCAGCUCACACCCGGGGUCGACCAGAGCCUGGGGCCUUAUGAACUCAAAGAGGUCAAGCGCUACUUGAAAAACAGGAACUUUAACUCGGAGCAAUCGUCCCUGGGAAACCGCUGGUGAAAAGACAUUAAAGGAUGAACCAGUAAAAUACUAAACACAAGUGCAAAAAAAAAAACAAUGUUGUUGCCAAGAUGUCUACCUCUUUCCAAACAGUUUUAUUUUGAUGGUAUUAGUUUGAAAUCCAGUUUUCAUGUGCCUUCAGAGUAUUUGUGUUUGGGCUUUUGCAUUUACUGCUGUAUUAACUUAGAGUUGUGUCAUAUUCUAUAAAAGAAGUCUGUAAAGCUGA
Oryzias melastigma (Indian medaka) is the source of this 1585-nucleotide messenger RNA. It is a transcript of the gene slc25a43, whose product is annotated as solute carrier family 25 member 43. The record is from RefSeq and is a predicted model, not a curated record. Gene Ontology annotation, biological process: transmembrane transport. NCBI's taxonomy places the organism in Eukaryota, Metazoa, Chordata, Actinopteri, Beloniformes, Adrianichthyidae. Bases 325 to 1359 code for a protein of 344 amino acids. The transcript has 5 exons.